This is a messenger RNA of Panicum virgatum (switchgrass), 3336 nucleotides long. RefSeq names its product serine/arginine repetitive matrix protein 1-like. The transcript has 2 exons. NCBI's taxonomy places the organism in Eukaryota, Viridiplantae, Streptophyta, Magnoliopsida, Poales, Poaceae. The record is from RefSeq and is a predicted model, not a curated record. The coding region runs from base 36 to 1103 and encodes 355 amino acids.
AACACGAUUCCGGUGUCAUUCCCUGGCACGACAUCAUGCCACGUCAGCGAAAAAAAAUCGUGGCCGUCGAUCCGGCGACCAACGGCCCUCGGCCGGCCGAGCACGUCCUCCCCGCGGCCGGCUCCCGCAUGCGCCGGACCGCCGCCGCAGGCCGCGCCUCCCGCCGCCACACCAUGUCCUCCACCGCAGCGCGCGGGCCUCCACCGGCGCGUGCAUGGCCCACGCCGGAUUCGGCCGUGGACGGAGGAGGGAGGAGGGAGGAGAGAGUAGGGAGGAGGGAGGCGAGCGGCGGGCUCCAGGCGAGGGAGGGGGAACGAGGACAAGGGAGGAGGCCCGCCGCCUCCAGCAGGGCCGCCGCCGCGCUCCGGCCACCGUGCGGGAGCUCGACCGCUGCCGCUGCCGCUCCGCCCCUGCUCCUCCACCUCCUCCACUGCCGCUCCGCCCCGCCGCUGCGCUCACGGCCGCAGCAGGGGAGGGCCGCGCCGGCGCUCGAGAGGAGGUGCCGAGCUCGCUCACGGCCGCAGCAGGGGAGGGCCGCGCCCGCUCGGCCUGCUCGCCCGCGGCGGCGCUGCUCGCCCGGCCACAGCGGCGAGGAGCUCGCCCGCCUGGAGCCCGCCAGGAGGGAGCUCACGGCGGCGCGGAGCUCGCCCGCGCGGCGCGGAAUCCAUGGCGGCGCGGAGCUCGCCCGCCCGGAGCACGGCACGAGGGAGCUCAACUGCGAGGCCCACCGCUCGCCGCGGCCCCGCGCGCCCCGCGAGCCGCCCGCCGCCACGCCAUGGCCUCCGCCGCAGCGCGCGCGCCGGCAUGGAUCCGGCCGCCACGGCCAUGGACGGAGAAUGGAGGAGGAGAGAGACAGCCCGCAGGCUCGAGGACCUCGCGGGCCGAGGUUUGCCGCUUCACCACUUUCGGUCCGCCUCCAUCUUCUGCCUGCACGACCGCACCUCUGCUCCCCAUCAUCCGCCUCCGCCGCCGACCCUCCGCUCCCCACAAGGGCCGCGGGCUCCAGUGAUGCUCCCGAUGUAGAGGCCCUGCUCCCUGUCGUAGUGCCGUCGCCGCCUCCACGAAUGCGCGUACCGCUACUCUGGAGCCGUCGACAAGCGUGAGCCAUCACUAGGCCAAUCGAAUCGCCUCGGAGCCUCAGAGGAAGCAUGUGCUCUGAGUGCCUCUCCUUCGCUCAAGUGCUCAACUGCAUCUGCCCAUGCCUCCUUGCCUCCGGGGAGGACCUCGGCGGCGGCGGCUGCCGUCGCGGAACAGGCCUCCCUCCCUCUGCACGCAGGCCCCCGCUGGGAUCGAGCGCCGCCGGCCACAGCUGCAAGUAAUCACGUAAGCCUCUUUCACUUUGUUAACAUAGAGAUCUCGUUAACUAAUUAGCUUCUGUGCAUGUGGCCACGAUCCAAUUCCAUGGAGCACAGCGCCAUCCAUGCAUCAGGCUGGCAUGGCGGCCACGGCUCAGUGAUGCUCGUUGCGUCUCCGCCACAAGAAGCUGAUCAAGGUCUAGCUCUUCUUACACAUUACUGAUCUAUGAAUUAAAUCCACCUGUCUUGAUUCGCGGACACAUGAAAAAGUGUUACCUUUUCUUUGUUGAUCUUAUCUUGUUGACACAUUUGAUUUGACUUCUCUAAAUCUGCAAUCUUCGAUGCCUUUUAUUUGAUCUUAUGAAAAGGAUUCAGAGAAACAGAGCAAAGAUUUAGAUGACUGAAAAUUUUCGGCCUCAAAAUCGACAUGUUCCGGAGCUCCAUGUUAUGGUUCGGACGGUAUACCAGAUUCGCCAUAAGCGCUCACGUGGCUGAUUAAUAUAAAUUUUCAGUUUGUUAACUCUGGGAAGGAAACAUUGUUAGCCUAAGAUUUGGGUUGUCAGCAGAUUUAUUAGCGGCCAUAUAUAUAUGGCCAGGACUCUAUGAGAUAUUCUUAAGCAAGGUAACAUAUUGUUACCCCUUGCACACCCAAUUAGAUUGGCAGUAACCAUUUGUCCUUUGUUUUGAGUGUGCGAUUAACUGCAGGGCAGAUAGAUUGAUCAAGAAUCUAUCCUCCCGUGUUGCCAUUCCUUACUACAUUGCAUGAAUGAAACGAGUCUGACGGAAAUUGCAGCAGGUGCCAACCUCUUUGAAUCUCCUAGGUUUCCAUAAAUAAGAAUUUGCAAUCCUCUUUUAUGAAGUUGAAAUUGUCCUUUGAAUAUUAUUUAGCUUUUAUUAUGGCUAGAUUUCCUCUCUCACUCGGAUAUCUAUUGACAAGACAUGCAAUUUUUUUGUUACUUACUUUCUGUCUUUCUGAAGUUGGCGUGAUCUGAAUAAUGCUUCCUUGCAUUGUCCUUGCCGCCACCAGCGCUAACCACAUAAGAGGGGACAUAAUUCAUCCAAACAAUUCAAUAUUUUGAUCUGUUGUGAAUGGUGUACCAAUGUUUUUACAUUGACUGCCGUUUAAAGAGUGUCCAGACAGUUAAGGGAUGACACAUGAAAUCUAUGUGGGGGCUUAUUGCCUUCUUAUUUGUUGUUUUUCACCUUAGUGUUCUAAUAUGGUGACCUUCCUAAUUAUAGGACAAUGUACUUCUUUUAUUUGCCCAUUUCAAUGUUCAGUCAGUGAUGUGAAGAUAAGUGCUAGGGCAGAGUUUAAAUAUCUAAAUAGUUGCAUUAACAAACCGUCUGACUAAGUUCAUUUUCGAUCUACCUUAGUGGGAGCUACUAAAAUUAGAUGCGUACCAUAAUUGUCAUUUUGGCUUUAUUACAGUUGUACAUUGACAGCUAAAAUUGUCAUCUCUUUCUCAUGGUGGACUUUGGACUUUGCGCAAGAUAGUUGCAAUCAGAAUUCAAUAUGGAGCCCAAACUGAUGAAAUGGGAGUAUCAGCAUUCAGCCAUGAAUAUUAACUAGCACAAGAUAAAAGGGACAUCCCUUGGUUUGGAACCAAGUAACACGGUGGCAAUAAGUUGGAUGAAGAAGCACAACCAACUGAAGAGUUGGAAAUUGCGUGCACUAUCGCUCCACUGCAUCAGGGUGAAAAUUAGACUGCUGAUUUGCAUUGUCUUAAGACAGCGUAGUACACAAGAUGUGGAAUUGUCGGUGCUGCGACAGUAGUAAUAGGCAAGCUUUGCAGUAGCCAAGAUCUACAGUUAUGUGCAGAGCUAGGCUUGGUCGGACUAACCUGCAACCUGGUUUCACAAACUUACUCAUAUUUGCUUAAAUCAUGUAACUGUGCUGCCGUGCGCUUAGAAAGUUUGAUGCGAAGUUCUAGAGCUGUUCAGGUGUGUGCAUGUCGUGCUGAAGCUAUAAGCAUGCUACUUCAUUGUAAAGUUUUUUAAAAAAUUGUUAUUUUCUAAUAUCUACACGUUGGUUUAAUGCCCA